AUGUUUAAUGAUUCUCAAUUAUCAACCAACACGACAUUUGUGCAAUCAGAUGUCGAACUUUAUUAUUUGUUUACUGCGUACAUCAAGUUUCGAGGAAUGUUUUCUGAUAAAAAGAACAGCCAACUAUUUAUGUGGUACAACCAUUUAAAGCUUAAAGCAUUUAAAGAAAUGGAACGAGGAAUGAGUGAAAAAGAAGAAGAAAAAAGUCUAAUGGAUCAAACUUGUUGGAUAUGUACCGCUGCUGGAAUGAAAAUUGAAUUCUAA
Molecule: messenger RNA, 264 nt
Organism: Clunio marinus
Lineage: Eukaryota; Metazoa; Arthropoda; Insecta; Diptera; Chironomidae
Source: the annotation of a GenBank genome assembly